AUGGAAAGUUUAGAACAAGUGAACUGCCUGGUGGCGGACGGCAAGAAGUUCGCCCAUCCCUUGCAUCACCUCGGGAAAUCGGAGGGAGACCUCCCCGUGAUCGCCAUCGACUCCUUCCGCCACAUGUACCUCUUCCCCGACUUCCAGCAGAUUCAGUGGGAUUUUAUUCGCCUUUCAAGGGGUUUUCAAAGCGAUUUUCAGCACCCCCGGCAAACUUCGCCAGUUCGUGCUGGACCUCCACAGCGGCAAACUCCAUCGUGAGUUCCACCACGGCCCGGAUCCCAACCAACCUCAGGUCAGUGAGCAGGAGCUCAAAAAGCGAUUAGUUUUCAACUCGACCUCGAAAUUCGACGAAAGAUAAUUCUGUAUUGAAGCCAUUUCAAAAAUGCCGUUUUUUUCAAGUUUUCUUUUAGGAUUUUGCUCGUUGGGGAACUGUUUCAUCUCCCCGGCUGAACUUUUGAUAAAAAAUUCGGGGAAGGGUACUUUAGGCUCUACUGAUCGCAGAACAAAAAAAAAUUUCUCGCAAUAGAUCUUGUUUCCGAGUUAUGGAGCUUCAAAGUGUGCAAAAUACGCAAAUCAUCAGGCUUAGUGUCCUAACUCGGGAACGAGAUCUAUUGCGAGAAAUUCUUUUCUUUUUCUGCAAUCAGGAGGUCCUAAACUACCCUUCAGCGAAGUGUCAUCAAAAGUUCAACCACGGGGGUAAAAAAAACGCUCCCUAGUCAGUAAGCAGAAGCUCAAAAUGUGACUCUAUCUGUAUGAGGUUUCCAAAUUACUCGAAAGACAACAGAAAUAACCUUUUCAUGAGGUCUUCUUCUUUUCAAUAUCUUCUUAAGUGUGGUAUUUUCAUGAAAAACCAUCAAUUUAGAAACGCCAGAGUGGUCCCUAGAGGGAUUAGGAUAAAGACAGAACCUACAGGGGAAAAAUAACGAUAAACAACGAAAAUUUCCCUAGAGUGGCCACUUUUGCAAGCUUCAGUGCCCCCUAUAGGGGAAGGUAAGGUGGUCCUUAGAGGGGGGGCGUUCGAGGGCUUCUAAGCUUGCCCCUCUAGGGUUCACUCUGGCCUUUCACUCAAGGCGUGAUUUCAAAAAAAGGCUUAUUCUUUCCAUUUCUUUCUGCUUCUUUUUUUCUUCUUUAUUGAGGCAAAAAGUGUUUCAAAAAAAUAAAUAUGUUUUUAAUUCUUCUCAGGUAUGGAUUGUUGAGUAAUAAAGUAAAUUGGAAUAAUAGUUCUGAUUUCAGGAAAUCGCCGGAGCUCCCGAAACGCAGCCGCCGCCGUCGGUUUUCGAGAAACUGAAGCCGGCUUCGAAUCGUUACACGAUUCUCGAAAAAACCGAACUCUAA
This is a messenger RNA of Caenorhabditis auriculariae, 1338 nucleotides long. The record is from the annotation of a GenBank genome assembly. Lineage: Eukaryota; Metazoa; Nematoda; Chromadorea; Rhabditida; Rhabditidae.